AUGUCUCCCGCGGAGAGGUCACAGGCAGCACAGAAGAGGAGAGCCGACAUGCAUUGGGUAGAUCUGUCGUCUUUGGUGACAAGACUCUUGUCUUCGAAAGACUUCGUUGGGGGGCUACAUUCUGGGUUCGGGACGUUUGCAGAUGCACCAACAGAAAUGUGGGAAUCGGAGGCCUGGCUGUGCUCCAUACGCACAACUUCGGGAGCCACAAUCAGCUACGAAGAUGGGAGUCCAAUAUUGUGCUCUGAUUUCGUGCGGUAUCGUGGAGAGAGGUUUGGCCAGCAUAUUGACAGGGUGUUUGCAAUUGGAAUUGAUCGCCGGGCCUGUGCAGCAACGAAAGAUGAAGUCCUUGUCCAGAUCCAGCCAGUAUAUACACGAGGAAGCUUACCACCCACCAUGAAAGAUGCAAUUAAUGGGCUAGAAACGCCUUUAUCACGAUCAGAGAAACUUCUUUAUGAAGACAGCUUCGAAUAUAUCUCGCCAAAGAAUAUUGUGUCCCGUGUCGAGAUCUCCAUGGAUUACAUAUUUGAAGGCCCAGUUGCACUUGACAAUGCAUACGUCUUUGACGACAAGACCCAUAUCCACCGCAUCCUGAAUAUGGCAAGAAAGGACAUUCGCCCAGCAGCCCAAUCACGCCCACAUAUCGCAGAGUUGGAGAUUGAGGCAUACGGCAGGGCUUGGAUUGUUGACGCCUUCCGGGACACUUUUAUAUCGCUGCCAAUGAUCAUCUUCAUGGAUGCAUUUGGAUUGUUUUCAGGAACCGGUAUCGUUCCAUGA
Messenger RNA from Pseudogymnoascus destructans, 777 nucleotides. RefSeq lists its product as uncharacterized. Lineage: Eukaryota; Fungi; Ascomycota; Leotiomycetes; Thelebolales; Thelebolaceae. The transcript has a single exon. The coding region runs from base 1 to 777 and encodes 258 amino acids. The record is from RefSeq and is a predicted model, not a curated record.